GUGUUUAAUUUUAAGUAAGGCAACAUUAUUCAAGUCUUUGGUGCGAGGUUGGUUAGGUACAUGUUGCGUUUUUUCUAACACUUAAAAAGUAGAAUAGGAAAUAAAACAGGUAAUCUUUGUAAAUUGACCACUUGUGUAAUCCAUAAUAUACUUAUGGAUUUGACCGAUGAACUGGAACAGAGUGAUAGCGGUAUGGAAUCUUUGACUGCGAGCAAAGAUGAUACUCCGGAACGUAGGCCCGAAGAUAGUUUCAUAACCCCCUCGUUGGGAUCGUCGCCCAGCGCGGGAACACCGCCUUGUGGUCCACUGAAAGAAUACGAUGAUGAACCUGAUGAAACUUUAUCAGAGAGACUAUGGGGGUUGACAGAGAUGUUCCCAGAAACUGUCAGGAAUGGUACCUAUGUAGUAACCACAAAGACAUGGUCUGGUGUGAAAUCCCUGUAUGGGCUAUCCCGCUCAGUCAUGUGGAUAGUGGCCAGUUCAUCCGUGAUAUUGUUUGCUCCUGUCAUAUUUGAAGUAGAGAGAGCCCAGAUGGCAGAAAUGGAGAAAUCACAACAGAAACAGGUGUUAUUAGGGACCAACACAACGAUGACAGGGCCGAUGCCCAACAUGCCACCAAUGCCACGAUAAAUCACUGUCACAUCAAAUAUGUAUGUAAUGUGUUAGUUAUAUAUCUCAAGGGAAUAUUAUUGUCAUCAUAAUGCUUUAAUAUUAGCGUGCUAGUUUAAAUAAAUAGGUACCUACUUUAAACACAAUAUUGUUUUCUCCUAUAGAAAGGCAGUGGUAUGUACUUAAAAUCAUCCUAUGCAUUUACAGAAUCAAUUAUUAUUUUGAACUCUAAUCCUGUUUCUAUUAGCUUUUAUUUGCAUUUCCUCAUUCAGUUUGUAUUUUUUUUUAAUCUGAAGAUUUCCAAUGUGAUACUCCUGCCUUUAUUUUAUUGUAUUGAUUGGUUAGUGUAUGUGGUCAAUAUAACUUGUGAAAAUGUUUUGUAGGUGAUGCUUUGUUAUCAGAAAUAAAACAGUUGUUGAAA
Manduca sexta (tobacco hornworm) is the source of this 1030-nucleotide messenger RNA. RefSeq names its product mitochondrial import receptor subunit TOM22 homolog (gene mge). Lineage: Eukaryota; Metazoa; Arthropoda; Insecta; Lepidoptera; Sphingidae. The record is from RefSeq and is a predicted model, not a curated record. The coding region runs from base 154 to 630 and encodes 158 amino acids. Gene Ontology annotation, biological process: intracellular protein transport. Gene Ontology annotation, cellular component: mitochondrial outer membrane. The transcript has 5 exons.